This is a messenger RNA of Polistes dominula (European paper wasp), 2344 nucleotides long. RefSeq names its product cytochrome P450 4C1. The record is from RefSeq and is a predicted model, not a curated record. Gene Ontology annotation, molecular function: heme binding; monooxygenase activity; iron ion binding. Lineage: Eukaryota; Metazoa; Arthropoda; Insecta; Hymenoptera; Vespidae.
ACGAAAAAUCUGGAGCAAAUUCGUGGAUGUAAUAAAGAUGCUGUCUCUUCUUCCCCGAAAUUGAAUCGGUAUGAUAAAUGGAUCGACCUUGUGCGUCAAAGGAACGAAGAAGAUGAUAAAACCUCAUUAACUAGUGUAUCAAGCACUGUUCAGGAUAGCAUUUUAAGUACACAAUCGCAAUCAAUACGAUCGAUUUAUGAUAAACAAAAAGAUUUCGAUAGUAAUCAUGUACUGCAACGGUCAAGUGGUGGUCGAGCUUUUAGUUAUCGAAAAAAAAAAGCUUCCCUUGGAAAUGGGAUUUUUAGUGCACCAGCAGGUGUUAAUCCCCAUCACGUUGGUUCCUCGAUUGUUAGACGGAACACAGGUGGUUCUCGACUAAUAUUUAUUUGGCCACAGAAAAUACGUACAAGAGGAAGAUUGUUGACCAUUUUGGCACCAUUAAUGCAUGGUAUUUUGAUUGGUUUAUUAUGUUUGGAUGCUGUUCAUCUUUGGCCUGGUGAAUUCUUACCCACAUCACUUCCUUCAACAACUCCCAUACCUUUGCCACCUGUUAAAUGUAACGUCAUCGAACCAUCCUGGUUCGAUAAUAUUUUAAUAUUAGGCUGCAUAAGCCUUGUUAUUUUCAUUAAAAUAUUAUUUGCGUUAUACAGUGCAUAUAUUUUUCGUAAAACGAUCAAUAAACUUCCAGGACCGAAAGGUAACAUUUUAUUUGGUAGCGGAUCUUCUGCGAGGAGAUUAAAAAAAGAAGAUCGACUAUUGAAAGUACAAAUUUGUUCGGUCAGAUACAAGGAUGGAUUAUUUCGUACUUGGUUGGGAAACGAGGCUACCGUUCAUUUACAUAAACCCGAACACGUUGAAAUAAUUUUACGAAGUACUACGAAUAUUCAGAAGGCACCACUUUAUAAAUAUUUGGAACCGUGGUUAGGAAAAGCAUUGCUAACAGCUUCAGGAAACAAAUGGAUGAGAGACAGAAAAUUGAUUACUCCGGCUUUUCAUUUUAAUAUAUUAGAACAGUACGCAGUGGUGAUGUCUGAGAAAGCCGACAUUUUUGUGAAAUGUCUUGAAAAACAAUUAAAGGAAAAUCCAGAAGAUCCCAUUGAUAUUUUUCCGUAUGCUAAUCGAUGCACUUUAGAUGUUAUAUGCGAAACAGCAAUGGGAGUUAAUAUAAACAUGCAAGAAGAUACUGAAAAUGAAUAUGGCAAGGCCGUUCAUAGAUUUACCGAACUACUGAUGCAUCGCAUAUUUCGUCCUUGGCUCGCGUGGGAUUGGGUUUUCGCUUUAACAAAAGUUGGAAAAGAAUAUUAUGCAGCAAUCAACGUGAUGCAUACAUUUACAAGAAAUGUAAUAAAAAAAAAGAAAAUAGCGCGAGAGUUAAAAGAUAUAAACGAAGAGGUUCAAGCUUUUGACGAGAUAGGUAAACCAAAAAGGAAAGCAUUUCUAGAUCUUUUAUUAGAUGCUAGAGAAAAAGAUGGAAAUCAAAUGACUGAUGAGGAAUUAAGGGAACAAGUGGAUACAGUUAUGUUUGCUGGACACGAUACAACUGCAGCUGCUAUUAGUUGGACACUUUUCUGUCUUGGUAAUAAUCCUGACAUUCAAGAAAAGGUGCAUCAAGAACUCGAUGAUAUUUUUGGCGAUUCGAAUGCAUCAGCUACGACAAAAGAAAUUGCGCAAUUGAAAUAUCUCGAUAGAGUAACCAAAGAAGCCCUCAGGUUGUAUCCCAGUGCACCUGGAUUUUUACGAAAAUUAUCCGAAGACGUAAAGAUAGAUGAUUAUAUCAUUCCCAAAGGCUGCGUUGUUGCUUUAAGUUCUUUUGGUACUCAUCGACAUCCAGAUAUUUGGCCAGAUCCAGAAAAAUUUGAUCCUGAUAGAUUUUUACUUGAAAAUUCAAAGAACAGGCAUCCUUAUGCUUACAUACCAUUCAGUGCAGGACCACGAAAUUGUCUUGGACAAAAAUACGCUCAAUUGGAAGAAAAAUUUGUCCUCGCCGCUAUUUUACGUAAAUGGAAAGUGAAAAGUAUUCUACAAGAAGGCCACAUUAAAUUUUACGGUGCUCUUAUUUUGAGACCAUCCGAUGGAAUUUAUCUACACUUUAUACCAAAGAAAUAAUUAUCUAUACAACGUUAAUAGUGAUUAUCGAAGCAUUUUAAUGAAUUUCCUUUAUUUUUAAAUUAUAAUUACUAGAUACGUAAACAGGUACAUAUUUAAGAAUAUACUUAUAUUUAUUAAGCGUUCAUUCUUACAGUUAGUAUGUAGUAUAAUUUUAAAGCAUGGAUUCGUAUAAUUGUACAUUUUACUAUAAUCUCAUUCUCAGUCAAACAUAAACAUACACAUGAUUUUAAGGACA